CCCAGUUUGGUAGUUCAACUCGUCAUCCAUCCGAAGUUCGAACAUAUUGGAUAUGAUCUAUUAAUAAGCUAGGUAGUACCAAUAUGCUGCAAAGUAUUAUCAAUCUAAAAUAACGGCGAUCCAAGACCCUUGCUGUGCGACAUAACAAAUCGAGAAUAUCGUGCCUUCCAAUUACAAGCUACUGUUUGAUAACCAACCAAGCAAACGAGCAAGCAAGCUCAAUCGAUCCUUUGCUCGCGAAAAGCUUCCUCCCAUCUAGCUUGUCUCUCCCUGUCUUAUCGGUGUGGACUUCAUUGUGAUUUUCAGACGAGGGUCAGACAAGACAAGACAAGACUUAAUGUUUGCAACAGACUCGCGGAUUUUGUGAUCAGUUAGCCUAUCUAGGCAAUCGAAAUGGCUACGAGUGAGUCUGCCACCAUGUCGCGGUUGCAAAUAGGAAGGAAUACUACCGACGGUGGGGAGAAAAUGGUAGAGAAGAAGAGAGAGGCAAAGAAUUAUAGAGGAUUCGUGGCGGGUGUGUUUUCGGGAGUUUCGAAACUUACUGUUGGGCAUCCAUUCGAUACCAUUAAAGUCCGUCUUCAAACCUCCACAUCAUCCCAAUUCAACGGGCCACUCCAAUGUCUUCUCCUCACCAUUCGCAAUGAAGGCUUCAGCGGUCUCUACAAGGGUGCCACUCCCCCUUUAGUAGGCUGGAUGUUCAUGGAUAGUAUAAUGCUCGGUUCCCUAACCUUCUACCGCAAACUUCUCCAUCAAACCCUCUUCUCCCCCUCUCGCAUGGCCGCCACCCCAUCUAGUCUUGCGCGUCCCGGUGAUGCCCUCACGCCCUCUCAAAUCCACAAACUGCCCACUAUAGGCCAUGCCCUCGCUGGUGUCAUGGCAGGCGCAACCGUAAGUUUUAUUGCGGCCCCCGUCGAACAUCUAAAAGCACGUCUACAAAUCCAAUACUCGAGUAAGAAAUCCGAACGUCUAUAUAGCGGUCCUAUCGACUGCGCACGUAAAAUUUACCGAUAUCAUGGUAUACCAGGUCUCUACCAUGGUCUCUCCGCUACUCUUUUCUUCCGUUCAUUUUUCUUCUUCUGGUGGGGUUCGUACGAUGUUUUCACUCGUCUGUUGUCAGAAAAAACACAAUUGAGUACCCCUGCCAUUAAUUUCUGGGCUGGCGGUCUCUCGGCACAGGUUUUCUGGAUGACGAGUUACCCGAGUGAUGUGGUUAAACAACGGAUUAUGACAGAUCCACUAGCUGGUGGAUUGGGAGAUGGGGUGCGCAGAUUUCCAAACUGGAAGAGUGCGGCGAGGGAGGUGUAUAGGGAGAGUGGAUGGAAAGGGUAUUGGAGAGGCUUCCUACCCUGUUUCUUGAGAGCUUUCCCUGCAAACGCGGUUGCGCUAGUAGCGUUUGAGGGCGUUAUGAGGGCGUUGCCUUGAUGUGUAUGUGCAUAUGCAGCUGCACAUAUACUCCAGUGACAAGGAUUCUAGAAGAUGAGAAAGUUGUAGGAAAGAGUGUAAGAUAUUGUACAGCGAGAGAUGAUGAGAAGCAUGCAUGCAUGGCGUUAGGAACUGCAUAUCUAUUUUUACGGGGGAUAGACAGACACCAUCUCCAAUCAACUAGAGGAACCGGAGGGAACUCACCCAUCCACGUAAUGAUCUACAUGAGAGGUGUUGUAUAUGAGAUGGAUAGAUGAAAGAGAAGAUAUACUGGUAGAACCCAGCAUACCAGCACACAAACAUAUAUGGAUAGAUCAGAUGGAUAUACAUCACCGUAUCUAUCUAUCGCUAGACAAACACACAAAAAGUGUCACUGCACUGUGCAAUUGAGCAAUGGGGCAAUUGGGCAAUCAGGCAGUUGGAAUUCAGGAAAAAUAAAAGUAGAAGUAGAAGUAGAUAGAACUCAACUCAAAAUAAUUCAAAAGAGCCCAAAUUCAAACAAUUCGAAUCAAAAAUCAAAAAUCAAAAAUCAAAAAUCAAGACCAAAGACCAAUUGAAGGAAGAAAAAACGGAUGUGAAGAUAAAUUCCAAGAAUACCAAAAAAAAA
Molecule: messenger RNA, 2029 nt
Organism: Botrytis sinoallii
Lineage: Eukaryota; Fungi; Ascomycota; Leotiomycetes; Helotiales; Sclerotiniaceae
Exons: 2
Coding region: 394-1422 (342 amino acids)
Biological process (GO): transport
Molecular function (GO): transmembrane transporter activity
Source: RefSeq, a predicted model, not a curated record